CAGACUGCACUGGCACUAGUUAGCAGCAGCAAAGAGAAGACACAUCAUCUCGGAGCUCCCACACUACUACAGCAUAGAGGAGGAGAGCCUGGGCACAGGGCACACAUCUUCCUUCCUAUGGAUCAUUGCAUGGCACAAGGAACUCCAUGAGAUACAGCACAAGACAUCAGGAUCCUGAGACACCCGUUUGGAUCUUUAUCAAUUUUUUUUUAUUUUUGCAAAUAAAAAAAUAAAAACAGAGGAAAAAAAACAAAAGAAAAGAAAGAGAAGCUUGUUAAUGGAAUCCCAGUCAGCCUGGGGGGUGAAUUGUUUGGAGAGGACUUGAUUGCUCAGACUCCCCCCCACCACCUCCUACUAUUACUACUGCAUCCCUAACGGAUUGUAUCAGCUGCACUGUUGGUUUGGACUGCCAUUGCAUUUGCACCCCCACCUGCCACCCCAAGUGCCAGUCUCUCACUUUGUCUUGCCUGCAAGGUGGCUACUUGGAGGGGCAUCAUCUCUGGGCAUUGCACCAUGAAUGAAGGCUGCUGAGACUGCUUACAUUGUUCAUUUGCUGGAAGCUGAAUGCCAACGGAUCAGAGGGUGUAAAGAAAUCAAACAAAAAGGAAUUUGGGUUUUUUAUUUUAUUUUUUAUUUUUAUUUGGACUUUGUGACAUGCUCCAAAAAAAAUUCUGCAGCUCCCAUGAAGACCAGAACUGAUUGCAAGCCAUGAGGACGCGGUUAAAGAGGAUCGCAUCGUUUCCAUGAGACAUUGUGCAUGCAGGGCAGGUGCCCCUGGCAGCUCUGGGCACUUCUUUUUGCCUCCCUUUGCCUUGAGCCCCACAGGGGCCAGCUGCGCUGGAAGAAGCAAGCCAAGUGGCAGAGGAACUGCUUGAGAAAAGGCUUGCCCCCCCCAAAAAUAAACGGGUCACAGUGAGUUACCUACAUGGUUUUUGCUGAUUUCUGCCUCUCCUCUUCACCCCUUUUCAUUCUGCUGCCUGAGAUUAAUUGCCCUCUAAAUCCACCCUCCAGCUCUCUCCAGCAAGGGAGCAGGGACUAUGUGGCUCUGGAUCAGAAAAGACAUGGAUGUAUUGCACAUUCUUCUGUUGCUGGUGGUGUCUUGGAGCCGAACCCGGGCUCUGAUCAACUUGAAAUACACGGUGGACGAGGAGCAGAGAGCUGGCACCCAGAUAGCCAACGUGGCCAGGGAUGCCAAGGAUGCUGGUUUUGUGCUAGACCCCAGGCAACCUGCCUUCAGAGUGGUUUCCAAUUCUGCUCCUCACCUGGUGGACAUCAAUGCAUCAGGGCUGCUGGUCACCAAGCAAAAGAUUGACAGGGACAUGUUGUGCAGGCAAAUGCCCAAAUGUGUCAUCUCACUGGAGGUCAUGUCCAACUCCAUGGAGAUUUGUGUCAUUAAAAUCGAGAUUAAAGACCUCAACGACAACGCGCCCAGUUUCCCCACCGACCAGAUCGAUCUGGAGAUUUCCGAAACGGCCAGCCCUGGCACCAGGAUCCCCCUGGAGAGCGCCUACGACCCGGAUUCUGGCAACUUUGGGGUCCAGACCUAUGAGAUCACGCCCAACGACCUGUUUGGCUUGGAGAUCAAGACCAGGGGAGAUGGCUCAAGGUUUGCUGAAUUGGUGGUGGAGAAAAACCUGGACAGAGAGACCCAGUCUCAUUACAAUUACAUCAUCACGGCCCUGGACGGUGGGGACCCCUCCAAUUUUGGGACUGUGGAGUUAAACAUCAAAGUGAUAGACUCAAAUGACAACAACCCAGUUUUUGAGGAGCCUGCCUAUACUGUCAAUGUCCCAGAGAACUCCCCUUUAAAUGCCUUGGUCAUUGACCUCAAUGCUACUGAUCCAGAUGAGGGUACCAAUGGUGAGAUUGUGUAUGCCUUUAAUAGCUAUGUGUCUGACAAAACUAGGGAGCUCUUUAAGAUAGACCCCAAAACUGGUGUCAUUACAGUCACUGGGGCUAUAGACUAUGAGGAAGGGCAUGUGUACGAGAUUGAUGUCCAAGCCAAGGAUUUGGGACCCAACUCCAUCCCUGCCCAUUGUAAAGUGACUGUGAAUGUGUUGGAUGUGAAUGACAAUGUCCCUGUUAUCAACUUACUCUCUGUCAACAGUGAGGUGGUGGAAGUAAGUGAGAAUGCUCCACCUGGCUAUGUCAUAGCUUUAGUGAGGGUCUCAGAUAAGGACUCUGGUAUCAAUGGUAGGGUGGUCUGCAAACUCCUAGGCAACGUCCCCUUCAGACUUCAGGAAUAUGAGAGCUUCUCCACCAUUUUGGUAGAUGGGAGGUUGGACAGGGAGCAGAGGGACCAGUACAACUUGACUAUCCAGGCCAAAGACAGUGGCAACCCAUCACUCCAGUCCACCAAGUCCUUCACUGUGAGAAUCACUGAUGAGAAUGACAACCAUCCCCAUUUCUCCAAAACCUUCUACCAGGUCAUUGUCUCUGAAAAUAACACCCCGGGGGCUUACUUACUCUCUGUCUCAGCCAGGGACCCCGAUUUGGGAUUAAAUGGCAGUGUGUCCUAUCAACUGGUGCCAUCUCAAGUGAGGGACAUGCCGGUUUUCACCUAUGUGUCCAUCAACCCAACCACGGGAGAUAUCUACGCCCUCAGAUCCUUCAACCAUGAGCAAACCAAGGCUUUUGAAUUUAAGAUUUCGGCCAAGGAUGGCGGUACUCCGCCGCUGCAGAGUAACGUCACCGUUAGGGUCAUUGUGGUGGACGUCAAUGACAAUACCCCUGUGAUUACCGCCCCACCUUUAGUCAACGGCACCUCCGAGGUCUACAUCCCCAGAAACGCCGGGGUAGGCUACCUAGUGACUGUGGUUAAGGCCGACGACUAUGACGAAGGGGAGAACGGCAGGUUGUCCUAUGAGAUUACGGAAGGGGACAGGGGCUUCUUCGAGAUCGACCAGAUCAACGGGGAGAUUAGGACCACCAGGACUUUUGGGGAAAACUCCAAGACAACUUACGAACUGAUUGUGGCAGCGCAGGAUCAUGGCAAGCCUUCUCUCUCAGCCUCGGCUUUGAUUCUGAUCUACCUAUCCCCGGCCCUGGAUGCUCAGGAAUCUAUAGGAUCUGUUAACCUGUCUCUGAUUUUUAUCAUUGCCUUGGGAUCUAUCGCCGCCAUCCUUUUUGUCACCAUGAUCUUUGUGGCCGUCAAAUGCAAGAGGGACAACAAGGAAAUCAGAACCUACAACUGCAGAAUUGCACCAACAAGCUCACAGGACAAGGACACUUGCAUUUAUGGCCAGAUCAACAGGAUAGCCGAAUACUCUUACGGACACCAAAAGAAGUCCAACAAGAAGAAGAAGAUCAGCAAGAACGACAUCCGCCUGGUGCCUCGCGACGUUGAGGAGACAGACAAGAUGAAUGUGGUGAGCUGCUCCUCCCUUACCUCAUCGCUAAAUUAUUUUGACUACCACCAGCAGACGCUUCCUCUCGGAUGCCGCCGCACGGACAGCACUUUCCUUAACGUGGAAAACCAGAACACCAGGAACGCAGGGUCCAAUCACGUCUACCAUCACACCUUCACCAACCAGAGCCCGCCACAACCCGACCUCAUCAUCAAUGGGAUGCCCCUUCCGGAGACAGAGAAUUACACGUUCGACACAAACUAUGUGAACAGCCGGGCCCAUCUGAUUAAAAGCAGUUCCACCUUCAAGGACUUAGAGGGAAACAGUCUCAAGGACAGCGGGCAUGAGGAGAGUGACCAGACUGACAGCGAACACGACGUCCAGCGGGGCUUGUACUGUGACACCGCUGUCAACGACGUGCUCAACACCAGUGCCAACUCAGUGGGGACACAGCCGACUGAGCAAGAUCAGAAUGAAGGAUUCCACUGCAGGGAAGAAUGUCGCAUUCUGGGUCACUCCGACAGGUGCUGGAUGCCCAGAGUCCCCGUCCCUGCCCGCGCCAAGUCCCCCGAACACGGAAGGAACGUCAUCGCCUUGUCGAUAGAAGCCACCACUGUGGACACUGAAUCCUUCGAGGACUGCAACACAAAAAGAACUUUUGCCACUUUCGGCAAAGACGGCAACGAGCACCCCGCCGCCGACGACCGGGCGACCUUGAAAGGGAAAAGGACAGUGGACCUGCCUAUCUGCAGCCCUAAGGUCAACGGUGCCGUCCGCGAGGCAGGAAACGGCUGCGAGGCCGUCAGCCCCAUCACUUCCCCCCUGCACCUAAAGAGCCCCCUGCCGGCCAAGCCGUCAGCGACGUACAAUAUCAUGCACUGCCCCGGGAGCCGCGAAAUGGAGCAGUUCGUAAGCAACGGCCCGUCUCGGCCUUUGGACGCGGAGCCCAGGGGGGCGGACAGUGAAAACGUAAUGCAUGAAAUCAAUCCAUUAUUGCAAGAAUGUCGAGAAAAGGACUCAGUUGGUGUAAAGAGACUAAAGGACAUUGUACUCUAAACACCGAAAAACCCUACUGUACCGAGAGAAAAAAACAAAAACAAAAAAACGAUUCAUUGAGAAAAAAAAAAAAGACU
Messenger RNA from Rana temporaria (common frog), 4480 nucleotides. It is a transcript of the gene PCDH19, whose product is annotated as protocadherin 19. Gene Ontology annotation, cellular component: plasma membrane. The transcript has 7 exons. Gene Ontology annotation, biological process: homophilic cell-cell adhesion. NCBI's taxonomy places the organism in Eukaryota, Metazoa, Chordata, Amphibia, Anura, Ranidae. The record is from RefSeq and is a predicted model, not a curated record. The coding region runs from base 1038 to 4403 and encodes 1121 amino acids. Gene Ontology annotation, molecular function: calcium ion binding.